Molecule: messenger RNA, 2700 nt
Organism: Eimeria necatrix
Lineage: Eukaryota; Apicomplexa; Conoidasida; Eucoccidiorida; Eimeriidae
Exons: 6
Coding region: 1-2700 (899 amino acids)
Source: RefSeq, a predicted model, not a curated record
AUGGGCUGCAAGCCAUCCACUCUCGGGCCUCACGCCCGAGACAGCGCAGGUGCCCCUGCUGCUGGUCCCGCCGUCGCAGAUCCUUCCGCAGGAGCUCCCGCUGCUGCUGGCGGUGCUUCAGAGCAGCCUUUGCGAAGCAGCGCGAGCGGAAGCCUUGGAAGGGGGAGCCUGCGUCUGCGGCUGGCCUCCCUUAAGAACGACAUGAAGGGCUUUGGCUCGCCGCGCCAGACUCUCGCCAACAGCUACGACAAGCUGAAGCGAGGCGCCUCUUCUUUGCGGCAAGCGAUAACCCCCCGCACCACUCCGGGAGUCAGUCCGAGAGAUGAAGUGACCCUGGAGGGCCCGGGAGGCUCCCACUCCAUAGCCAGCGACGCCAUCAAAGAGGCCGACAACACAGCCUGCUUGGAUGUGGCUGAGACCAAAAGCCAGGCCGUCAGCGGCACUAUGCACACGGCCAUGGCCAUGGACGGCGCGGCCGAGAGGCGGCUGGAUGGCGGCGCCCCGGGCACGGAGCUGCAGGCAGUGGAAGUCAUCAACAGGGAACUUCCAUCUCCGCAGCAGCUCAAGGCUUUGUGGAUUCUUAUGAAAAUCAACGCUGCAGAAGCCCCUCAGCAGUCCAUGCAGUGGCUCCACGACCUCGAAGUCCUCCUUGUCGGGCUGGACCCCGUCGAAAGGCAACAACCCACCCGAAACAUCUUGGUGGAGGCGAAGGCACUUGAGAUUUGCCUUAAGCCGCUCGCGAACUCUCCCGAAGAAAUCCAACUUUGCGUCUCUUCUCUUGCCAUCAUUGUCCACCUUUGCAUGGCCAAAGAGGCCUCUGAAAGGCUUCUCCAGCUGGGCGGCAUUGACAUCACGGCCAAAGUUCUGAAGAAAUAUUUCUCAAAAGCAAAGAAACUGCUGAGAGAUAUACCCCUGAUGCAUGUGCCACCACAAGAGAUCCUCCCCUUGGCAGCACUCGAACAGCAGCCUCAGCAGCACGAGCAGCAGCAGGAACACCCGCAGCAGCCCCAGCAGCUGCUGCAGCACCAGCAGCAUCCUCAGCAGUGGACUGACCUUACUGAGCCUCCCACACCUGCGCCAACGCCUGAAGGAGUUGUCGGAGAAAAUUCAAAUCCCCGAAACGGACCCUCAUCACCUCAGCAGCCUCCCGUUCUGAAGGGAGCAGCAGCAGCAGCAGAAGCAAUGAACUCAGCCCCAACAGAAAGCCAGCCAGCAAUAGCAGAAACGCCUCUGCCCACAGCUACUCCCCAUACUACUCCUGUGGACCAAACUUUGAGCAAAAGCGAUACGCCAACAGCAGCUGCUGGUAUCGAGACAGGAGAACAAGCAGCAGCAGAAGCAGCACAGAAGCUUACAGAGACGCAAGCACCGACUGCAGCAGCACAUGCAACAGCAACACCAGGACCCGCUGAGCACGCAGAGCCAGCAGCAGCAGAACCUGCAGCAGCAGCAGCUGCACCCGAAACCACCACAAAGAGCCAGGGCAACGGCCAGAUAGCAGCUCUGAAACGCGCCUGCACCAAGCUUCAGCAGCAGCUGCCGCUGCUGCUGCAGCAGAAGCUUGGCACAACUCCCGAAAUAAUUGAAGUCACACAAGAACAACACGACCUGGCCGUCAGAGAACUAAAGCUUAUUGUCGAGUUCAUGACCCUUGUUUGGAGGCUUGUCUUUGCAACCAGCCUUGACGGGGACGAAUUCGCACAGCGCUGGGCGACCUUGGGAGUUCCUGAACUGGCAAUAGAGGCUUUGGCAUCUUCUGAGGCCUCCUUCAAAGAAAACGGCCUCGUUUGCUGGGGCUUGGGGGCCCUCCGAUUCAUUCCGCUAGCUGUUCCCUCCGUGGCUGAGACGUACGUACACUCGAAAUCGCUUCUAUCCGUUGCCUUCGACCGAAUGGAACUCUACCACUCAGACCCUCUUGUCCUCGAAAACGGCUUCGCCGUACUGGCCAACUACCAAAGAAAGCAGCCGGCAAACAGCAAGCUCUUCAGCCGCCAAAGGCCUGAGGCUUGGGGCAAGUGCGUCUCUUGGUUGCUGGAGGAUGAGUCCUUUUCGCGAAUUGAUGUUCUCUUCCAAGGACUCUUUGCCCUUGGCCUCGCAUGCAGCUACUGCCCACUAGCAGCCAAGCGCGUUAGGCUGGCUGGAGGCCUCACAUUGACUGAGCGCGUGCUGGGGGCGAGCGAUGAGCUGCCCAGAGAGCCCUCGAACUCGAGCACAAUUGACUGCAAGUUGGCGACACUGCAGCAGUUCGCAGAGGGCCUGCGUCUUCUGUUGCUGCGAUCAGACGAAGCAGAUGCAGCAGAGAAUGCCGCAGCAGUGCGGGCAGAAGCUGCAGCAACUCUGGCCACUGCGGACGUGCCCACUGACAAGGCUGUUGCCCCCACUGCUGAGGAAAAAGCCGCUCAAGCCGAGCACACAGAAGAAGAGAAAAACAAACUCGCAGAGAAACUUCAGUCUCCAGACAACGCGAAAAAGGCAGAGGCUGUAGAGGCACUUGUGCAGCAUGCUGAAGAAGCUAGAGAGGCCCUCGAAGAAGCCCCUAAAGAACAGCAGGCUUCCCAGGAAACAGCUGAACAAACAAAGAAUAUUCUCAAGGAGGUGGAAAAGGCCGAAGAGGCAGUUAGCCAAGCCAAGGAGGCAACGGCUGAAGCCGAACACGCACUUGCCACAACUAAGGAGGAGGCGCCUAAGGCCGAAGCUUAA